AUGCGCAGACAGCAAAGUCCUGAUGGCCAGACAGAGCCUGCCAAAGGGAAGUCUCGCUUGUACUCGCUGCUCCGAUCGAUCCAAACAGGCCAUGUCAUCAACACCAUCUGGGCAAGCGAAGGGACUGCCCUCUGCAGCGUGCAGAUGAGCCUGGUCAAAGUCUUCCUCAUUUGGCCUUUGAAGGCGGUUGCACCGCUUUCCUACAUGUACUGGGCCUGGCGACUGCUGCGCAGUUUGUCCGGGCGCUCCGUGCAGCGCGCGCAGCCACAGGGUGCCCUUGCAAUACUCCGCGCAGCCUUGAUCUGGGGGCUGCAGGAGUCAUUUUCCUUCCUGUUGGGCUUGGAAGUCUUCUUCUACCUGUACUACCUCUACAAGCAUGCAGCUUUGCAGGCAUGCAGUGCUGUUUACCGAACACAAAGCCUUGCUAAGGCUUCAAGUUCAGAGGCACAGGCAGCGUUCGCCUUGCCUGGCAGGCACCUGCAAUCCCUCCAAGGAUGCCGCCAGGCAAGUCUUCCGCUUGGUCCCAAGCUUGCCUUUGAGCGGAGGAAGACGGAAAGGCUUGCAAGCACUGUGAGCAAUGCUUGUGACUGUGACACGGGAAGUGCUUGGAAGUCGGCUCGCCAAAUCUUUAGAGAACUCAACCCGCUCUUGCUUCGAGCUGACGUGCUCAUGUACUACACUUGGUGCCUGCGAUCGCGUGCCGAAGUCGGGGUGGGCCUUCAGGUUUUCGUUGACCUCCAGGUGGAUCGCCUGGACCCUCGACCGCUUCGACAGUCUGGUUCGUGUUCGAUCUUCGGCUGGGGAUUGACUCGAUCUGCAUUGAAGCACAUCUUGGGCUUGUGCACAUGGUGUGAGCAACAGGGGAGGCACAUGGAACAGCUAAAGAAGCGAAUGUAA
Messenger RNA from Symbiodinium sp. CCMP2592, 897 nucleotides. Lineage: Eukaryota; Dinophyceae; Suessiales; Symbiodiniaceae. The record is from the annotation of a GenBank genome assembly.